Molecule: messenger RNA, 2151 nt
Organism: Syngnathoides biaculeatus (alligator pipefish)
Lineage: Eukaryota; Metazoa; Chordata; Actinopteri; Syngnathiformes; Syngnathidae
Gene: cnot7
Product: CCR4-NOT transcription complex, subunit 7
Exons: 7
Coding region: 295-1155 (286 amino acids)
Cellular component (GO): P-body; CCR4-NOT complex; CCR4-NOT core complex
Molecular function (GO): nucleic acid binding; poly(A)-specific ribonuclease activity
Source: RefSeq, a predicted model, not a curated record
GUAUCGUGUGUGUAUCCUGCUCGAACUUGGCUUCCUACGUCAACACACACGCGAGUUUAUUCCGUGGGACAGCUGCGAACAACAACAACAACAAAAAAACAGGCGUGGAAAUAGAAAAAUACACCUGAGAGCCAACUGUCUUGCACACGUUAGCAGAUGCUUAGUGUGAAACGAGCUAGCUGCUAGUUAGCUCAAAGUGCUGCUGCGAGCUAAUGUUAACAGCCAGCCGGCUUCCAAAGACACAGCUGCACACAGUCAUUGCUUAACUUACACAUUUAACUGUGCAGUGGCACUAUGCCCGCAGCUACUGUGGAUCACAGCCAAAGAAUAUGUGAGGUUUGGGCCAGCAAUCUGGAGGAGGAGAUGAAGAGAAUUAGACAUGUCAUUCGAAAAUACAACUAUAUCGCCAUGGACACAGAGUUUCCAGGCGUAGUAGCCAGACCUAUUGGAGAAUUCCGAAGCAAUGCGGAUUAUCAGUACCAGUUAAUGCGCUGCAAUGUGGAUUUACUGAAAAUAAUCCAGCUGGGCCUCACCUUUAUGAAUGAACAAGGGGAAUAUCCUCCAGGAACAUCAACGUGGCAGUUCAAUUUUAAGUUUAACCUCACAGAGGAUAUGUACGCGCAGGACUCUAUUGAACUUCUGACAACGGCAGGAAUUCAGUUCAAGAAGCUUGAGGAUGAAGGCAUAGAGUCAUUGUACUUUGCAGAGCUUUUGAUGACAUCAGGAGUGGUAUUGUGUGAUGGGAUCAAGUGGCUGUCUUUUCACAGUGGGUAUGACUUUGGAUACCUGAUCAAGGUUCUCUCCAAUGCCAAACUGCCUGAGGAAGAGAUUGAUUUCUUUGAGCUUGUUCGCUUAUACUUUCCAGUCAUUUAUGAUGUCAAGUACCUAAUGAAAAGCUGCAAAAUUCUCAAGGGUGGACUGCAAGAAGUAGCUGAGCAGCUAGAGCUAGAGAGGAUCGGACCACAACAUCAAGCGGGCUCUGACUCUUUGCUCACAGGCAUGGCUUUCUUCAAGAUGAGGGAGAUGUUCUUUGAGGAUCAUAUUGAUGAUGCAAAGUAUUGUGGCCACUUGUAUGGGCUUGGCUCAGGAUCCGCCUAUGUCCAGAAUGGAACAGGGAACGCUUAUGAAGAAGAAGCGAACAAGCAGCAGUCUUGACAGCACACUCGCACCAUCCUUCAAUUGGCAGUACGGCCCAGUGGCCAAGCUUGGACACCCGGAUGAUGAGCAUUGAGGAAUUGCUUCAUUUAGCCCGCUGUUUGUCAUUGGUUCUGUUUGUCGUAGACAAUUGAAAUGAUUAACAGUGAAAAGUACCAUCACUUGGCCUCACACAUGACACAGCGACGCUGGUGUGAGCUUCAUCUUUUAACACUGCAAAGCAGCGCUGGCAUCUGGGUGGUUCAAAACUGUUUAACAUGCUUGAAAAAAAAAAAAAAAAUGGGAUUUUAGUUUUACUAAAAUAUUGUGUAGAAUUUUUUUGCACUUUAAAGCUCUAACUUGCUUUUAUAUGGAAAGUAUGUACAUGUAUCUUGAUCUCGCUGCUCCGUUUUCUAUACCUUCACAUCUUACAUUGUGAACAUGCAGUGUUCACGUAAUGUUCUAACAUUUUGGCACACUCAGCCUUAAGGUUAACUGCAUCCUUUUAAACCUUUAAUUUAUUUUUGCCAGUUCUCUAGAAAGAGGCACAGUUCUACGCUAAGAUACCACACUUUACCAUAAUGCCUCAAAAUGAGAAAGGGAGCCCAUUUGCACAUGGAUGGUACCAUUUUUGCAAUCCUGUGCUUUCUGUGCUUUUUGUUUUGUUUUUGUUGUUGCUGCUGAAACACCCCAAUGUGAGAGGUCUGUCAGCCAUGGCACAUUUUUGCAUGUAUGUAUCUGUGAAAUGUCAAAGCUUACAUUGGAUUUUUUUUUUUUUUUGUGCACACAUGCUGUUGUUCGCAUAAGAAGCAUGUGAUUGCAGACAUACUGUAUGCCCACAUGAGGUGACACUGAUCUCCAAAUUGAAAUCCAAGAAAAUUCACCUGAUGUAGCGCAUGCAGAGAUUAUCUUUCUAAAAAUAUUCUGUUAUGAGUAUGUUUUCAUUCAUUUUGUUUUAAUUGAAGUUGCUUUUUGUAGAGUUUUAGUGUUGUAAUAAAAGAAAAAAAUACACUUUUA